AUGGCUUCCUCGACGGUGGUUGAAUACGAGUUUGGUGGACCCCUAGGAGCCGCUGCCAUCACCAUUGGCCUACCUUUGCUCCUGUACUUCUUUGCCUUCGGCUGUAACGAUGUAUCAGGCUGUCCUGUGCCUUCGCUGUUGAGCCCUCGUACUUUCACUUGGGAGAAAUGGACCGCGGAGACCGGGUGGCCUGAAGGUGGAAUAUGGGGGCUCUUCGACUGGAAAGUGACCGGUGCAGUGCUGGCAUACUAUUUCUUUAUCUUGCUUCUUUGGAGGCUCCUCCCAGCACAAAAGGUUCAUGGAACUAAACUGGUCCAUCAUGGCCGUCCGCUUGAAUAUCGCAUGAAUGCGUUCCCGACCAGCGUUGUCGUUUUUGCUCUCUGUGCAAUUGGCACAUACUUCAAAGGCGCCGACUUCGCUGUAUGGACGUAUAUUGCAGAUCACUAUGUGCAGAUGUUGACGGCCAAUUUAUUGAUAUCAUUUGCACUCGCCACCUACCUCUACAUCCGCAGCUUCGGCGUGGACACCAAUUACCCCAAUAGAGAUCUUCGCGAACUAGCAGCCGGCGGGAAGACAGGCAACGUUAUCUACGAUUUCUACAUUGGUCGGGAAUUGAACCCCCGUGUCACUCUUCCAUUCUUCGGGGAGAUCGACAUCAAGACUUGGUGCGAGAUGUAUCCUGGCUUGACCGGCUGGAUCCUGCUUGAUCUUGCCUUUGUCGCCAAGCAGUAUCGCACUUAUGGCUAUGCCUCCGACAGUAUUCUGUUGAUCGCCUUCUUCCAGGGAUUUUACGUGCUCAACAGCCAUUACAAUGAAUUAGGGCUUCUGGUUAUGAUGGAUACCACCACUGAUGGCAUGGGAUUUAUGCUCUCCUUUGGCGAUCUUCUCUGGGUGCCCUUUCUAUACUCAACACAAUGCCGUUAUUUGGCUGUCUACCCUUUGCAGCUGGGGUGGUUCAAUGUCGCAGCUGUGAGCGCCGUCUUUGCCCUGGGACUGUACAUCUUCCGGGCCGCAAACGACCAGAAGCACAUGUUCCGCACGCACCCCAACAAUCCGAGUGUGGCAGGCCUGUCGUACAUUCAAACUAAGCGCGGAACUAGACUGCUCACAGCUGGAUGGUGGGGGAUGUCUCGGCAUAUCAACUACUUUGGGGACUGGCUACAAGCAUUGCCCUUCAGUUUGCCUACGGGAAUGGCAGGAUAUCUGAUUUACCCGGCAGGGAGUCUUGUGGCUGCCUCACAGAGCUUCCAGAUGACAGACGGGCGCAAGGUCGUCCAGGGUGAAGCCCAAGGUUGGGGAAUAAUCUUCACCUAUUUCUACGUACUGUACUUUGCAAUCCUGUUGAUGCAUCGGGAACGCAGAGACGAUGCUAUGUGUGCGGCAAAGUAUGGCGAAGACUGGGAGAAGUACCGGCGGGCGGUCCGGUGGAGAAUCCUCCCCUGGGUUUACUAG
Aspergillus niger is the source of this 1452-nucleotide messenger RNA. RefSeq lists its product as uncharacterized. Gene Ontology annotation, biological process: ergosterol biosynthetic process. NCBI's taxonomy places the organism in Eukaryota, Fungi, Ascomycota, Eurotiomycetes, Eurotiales, Aspergillaceae. Gene Ontology annotation, molecular function: Delta14-sterol reductase activity. The record is from RefSeq and is a predicted model, not a curated record. The transcript is spliced from 3 exons. Gene Ontology annotation, cellular component: endoplasmic reticulum membrane. The coding region runs from base 1 to 1452 and encodes 483 amino acids.